Molecule: messenger RNA, 835 nt
Organism: Lactuca saligna
Lineage: Eukaryota; Viridiplantae; Streptophyta; Magnoliopsida; Asterales; Asteraceae
Source: the annotation of a GenBank genome assembly
AUGUUAAAUGAAACAAAAGAGAUUAAAGUUGGCCAACGGAGAAUUUCAAGGUUAACGGUGGAUUCAAGGGAAAGAGAGGAAAUGAGGGGGAGCAAGGGUAAUAGGGGUAUUUCGAUGGUGAGGAAACCGGGGAAUCCAGAGCGGGGCGAAAAAGAUUUUUCGGGGCGGAGUCAAGAGAUACUUCCCCUUUCACAGCUCCCCACUCGUUCAAAGCAUCCUCCACACUUUUUCACGAUAACUCCACAGUUAAUUUCUCUCCCACCUCCGAUCUCCGAUCGCCUGCGUCCACCAGACCUUGUUAGACCUCCGAUUUCCGGCGACACUAGCUACUGUAUCGCCUUUUUCGGAUCUCCUGGUACAGAUUUUGAUUCCAGUUUAAAUCAAUCUCGCCUUCCAUCUCUUUUUAGUUUGAAGGUAUCAAUGGCAAAAGUUAUAGAGAAGUUCUUUGUAACAUCUAUGUUGAUGUGGGCUGUUCCUAUUGCAAUUUUGUACGCCUUCAACAACAAUCUAUUUCCUGGUUCUGCUGACAUGUCUCCAUAUUCAGUGACACUAAUAAGUGGAUUUCUUGCUGUUGUAUCGGUUAAUAUCGUAAUAGCAUUCUACAUUUACUUGGCAAUGAAAGAGCCUUCAGAGAAACAUGAGCCUGAUCCUAAGUUUGUUUCAGAAGCUGAGGCGAGUGUCAAACAUCUGGUAGUACCCAAUCAAACACAGGAAACCGAGUCGACUCAGGAAAGCGAGUUGACUCGUAAGAAAGAAGAGUAAAAAGAGAGUAUUUGAUGAUUUUGCACGUGCUUUUCGGUUGUCAUACUAUCUAUAUGCAUUCUUGUACAUUUUU